AUUCCACCCCUUCUCGCACAGUCGUUUAGUUUCUACCGUAACCCGGUUGAUUUUCCCACGUGACCGCUGCGACUUCCUUUCUUGUGGCAGCCAUCGAGAAAAAUGGCAAAGAUCAAGGCCAGGGACCUUCGCGGGAAGAAAAAGGAGGAGCUGCUGAAACAGCUGGAUGAUCUGAAGGUGGAACUGUCCCAGCUCAGAGUUGCCAAGGUUACUGGUGGAGCUGCCUCCAAACUUUCCAAGAUCCGCGUGGUUCGCAAGUCCAUCGCUAGAGUACUUACAGUAAUCAACCAGACACAGAAGGAGAAUCUGAGGAAGUUCUACAAGGGUAAGAAGUACAAGCCUUUGGACCUGAGGCCCAAGAAGACCCGUGCCAUCCGUCGUCAGCUGACAAAACACGAGGAGAACCUGAUGACUAAGAAGAUGCAGAGGAAGUCCCGCCUCUACACCAUUCGCAAAUUUGCCAUCAAGGCUUAAGAGGCUGUACUGUUUUUCAAUGAGAAAAAAAUAAACUCCCCACCCUGGAAUUAAGAGUC
This is a messenger RNA of Pimephales promelas (fathead minnow), 533 nucleotides long. It is a transcript of the gene rpl35, whose product is annotated as ribosomal protein L35. The record is from RefSeq and is a predicted model, not a curated record. Gene Ontology annotation, cellular component: ribosome; cytosolic large ribosomal subunit. Gene Ontology annotation, molecular function: mRNA binding; structural constituent of ribosome. Gene Ontology annotation, biological process: translation; maturation of LSU-rRNA from tricistronic rRNA transcript (SSU-rRNA, 5.8S rRNA, LSU-rRNA). NCBI's taxonomy places the organism in Eukaryota, Metazoa, Chordata, Actinopteri, Cypriniformes, Leuciscidae.